Molecule: messenger RNA, 2721 nt
Organism: Poecile atricapillus (Black-capped chickadee)
Lineage: Eukaryota; Metazoa; Chordata; Aves; Passeriformes; Paridae
Gene: SLC29A4
Product: solute carrier family 29 member 4
Exons: 11
Coding region: 348-1931 (527 amino acids)
Biological process (GO): nucleoside transmembrane transport
Cellular component (GO): plasma membrane
Molecular function (GO): nucleoside transmembrane transporter activity; monoamine transmembrane transporter activity
Source: RefSeq, a predicted model, not a curated record
CCCCAGGCACCAGAGAUGCUGAAAAGGGCAAAAAGCAGAGCAAGUGUGCUGCCUGCAGGGAGCGAGGGCUUCCCGAGGCGGCCGGGAUCUUCCCCGCAGCCGCCUUCCCUGAGUGCUUUUCAUCCAUUAAUUUCUCUAAUUGCUUUUGGAAAUCACAGUGGCGUUUGUCUUCGGCAGCAUCCCAGUGAGCUGCUGAGGCAGGCUGUGCCUCGGGGGUGGCUCCUGUGGGUCCCCCACGAGCGCUGCUCACCACCCCAAAGCCAAACUUUGCUCAGAAGGUCGGUGGAUCCCAUUUGCCUCGGUGGAAAAAACACCAGAACGGCUGUGAUAGAGCGAGGGUGGCCACGAUGGGCUCGGUGGGAGCCGAGCGCUUCAAGGAGCUGAGCCCGGCGGCGACGCCGGAGGGGAACGUGGUGAUGAGCUUCAGCUUCGACAGCUACCAGCUGGAGGAGGAUGAGAUGCAGAGGGGCAGCCAGGCCAAGGGGGUCCUCACCUUCAUGGAGCCAGUUUCUGAGGAUCCUGAGCCCCAGGAUCGAUACCAUGGGAUUUAUUUUGCCAUGCUGCUGGCUGGGGUGGGAUUUCUCCUGCCCUACAACAGCUUUAUCACCGAUGUGGAUUACCUGCACCAUAAAUACCCAGGGACCUCCAUCGUCUUUGACAUGAGCCUCACCUACAUCCUGGUGGCCUUGGUGGCCGUCAUCCUCAACAACGCCCUGGUGGAGCUGCUGAGCUUGCACACCCGGAUCUCCGUGGGCUACCUCUUCGCCCUGGGGCCCCUGCUCUUCGUCAGCAUCUGCGACGUGUGGCUGGAGCUGUUCAGCCGCAGACAAGCCUACGCCAUCAACCUGGUGGCUGUCGGGGUGGUGGCCUUUGGCUGCACAGUGCAGCAAUCCAGCUUCUACGGCUACACGGGGCUGCUGCCCAAGCGCUACACGCAGGGAGUGAUGACUGGUGAGAGCACCGCCGGGGUCAUCAUCUCGCUCAGCCGCAUCUUCACCAAGCUGCUGCUGUCAGACGAGAAGGAGAACACCGUCAUCUUCUUCUUUAUCUCCAUCGGCAUGGAGCUGACAUGCUUCAUCCUGCACCUCCUGGUGAAGCGCACCCGCUUCGUGCGCUACUACACGGACUGUUCCCGCAAGGGCCUCCCCGAGAGCCGCGGGGCCGGCGACCCCGGCACCGGCUACCGCGUCCACCACGAUGUCACCUCGGAGGACGUCCGAUUUGAAAACCGGGAGCAAGGGCAGCCGAGCUCCCCCCAGGGCAGCCCUGGCCCCGAAGCUGAGCUGGCUGGGAGUGGCACCUACAUGCGCUUCGACGUCCCUCGGCCCAAGAUCAAGAGGAGCUGGCCCAGCUUCCGAGACAUGCUGCUCUACCGCUACGUCGUGUCCCGCCUCAUCUGGGCCUACAUGCUGUCCAUCGCCAUGACCUACUUCAUCACCCUGUGCCUCUUUCCCGGGCUGGAGUCAGAGAUCCACAACUGCACGCUGGGAGAAUGGCUCCCCAUCCUCAUCAUGGCCAUCUUCAACCUCUCUGACUUCGUUGGCAAGAUCCUGGCUGCCCUGCCCUAUGACUGGAGAGGGACCCACCUCCUAGUCUACUCCUGCCUCCGUGUGGUCUUCAUCCCCCUCUUCAUCAUGUGCGUCUACCCCAACGGGCAGCCCACCUUCGGCCACCCCGCCUGGCCCUGCAUCUUCUCCCUCCUCAUGGGCAUCACCAACGGCUACUUCGGCAGCGUCCCCAUGAUCCUGGCCGCAGGCAAAGUCAGCCCGGAGCAGCGGGAGCUGGCAGGGAACACCAUGACCGUGUCCUACAUGACGGGCUUGACGCUGGGCUCGGCCGUGGCCUAUUUUGCCUACAGCCUCACCAGCACCUCCCACAGCACCUGUUUCUACACCGAAACCUCCAAUGGCUCCUUCACCUCGGGGUACUGAGCCCUGGGGUGGGGCAAUGGGGACAGGAUGGGACCUGCUUCCCACCACGGUCCCCAGCGCCCCACAUCCCUCCUCAAGGAGGGAGCCUGGAGCCUGAAAGCCACCCCAGCAUGGACAAGGACUGGUACCCUGUCAGCACGGGGCUGUGGCGUUCCAAAACGGCCUGUGCUGCCCAGCCAGGCACUGUGCAGGGCCACUGCUUGGGGUGACAUUCCUCCCACCCCAGGGGACAUUUCUUGUUGCUUUUGGGGGUCUCCCCAUCAGCAAUGCACAGCUCUCCAGCAAAGGCUGGGGAUCUGUUUGAGCCAAGCCAUUGACAGGAGGAUGAAAAUACUGCCAAAUCCCAAAGGGAAUAGGACCAGCACUGGGGAGGAGAGUGAUGGGAGGGCUGGUGAGGAAGAAGAGGAGCAAGAGAGGAAGGAAACACUCCUUCAGUCCCCAGUGGCUCUGGGAAGGUGGCUGUUGACUUCCAUUGAUGGUGCUGCAGGUUUUCACCAGGAAUGGCUUGAAAUCACAGUCCCUCCCUAAAUAUGCGAAUCACUUCUGAUGGCUGGGGGAAAAAUGAUUUUUUUUUUUUAUUAUUGUGUCUUGUUUUACCCCCUCAACCGCAACAGAGGCAGGGUCUUGCCUCCCCCCGCCCCACACUGUGAAUCUGUCCCAUUGCAAGGGGUAGAGGGGGGUCCCAAGGCUACAACACUGCCAGUGCCACCUGCAGGCCACUGCUGAGCUUCAAGAUUUAUUGCACAGGACAUAAGUGAAGCUGAUUAAAUAAUUAAAAUGUCUUUGCAAC